This is a messenger RNA of Oikopleura dioica, 660 nucleotides long. Lineage: Eukaryota; Metazoa; Chordata; Appendicularia; Copelata; Oikopleuridae. The record is from the annotation of a GenBank genome assembly.
AUGGUUGAAAUUUUCUCGAUGGUCGUUUCUGCUCCUUGCAGAGCUGUUCUUUUGAAAGGGACAGCGAACGCGCUCAAUGUCGAGCACUCGAUCAAAAACAUCAAUUUGAUGAAGCAGGAGCAAAUGGCCGAAGAUUUCGUCGCAAUGAAUCCUGCUCAUGUUGUUCCGACAAUCAAGGAUGGCGACUUUGUUCUUUGGGAAUCAAGGGCGAUUUUGCAGUACCUGUGCAACAAGUACGACAAGGAGAACAAGUUCUACCCAGUUGACGCUCAAGCCCGCGCUAGAGUCGACUACCUUUUGAACUUUGAUCUCGGAACUCUGUACAAAGCUAUCGGCGAAUACGUCUACCCCAUCUGGCUCUACAAACAAGCCCCUGACGCGGAAAAACUUAAGGCGAUGGAAGCCAAAUUCGAAUUCAUCGAGCAACAUCUUCUCAAAGGCGCUUAUCUCAACGGAGAUUCACCAACCAUCGCUGACAUUUCUAUUUCCUGCUCUCUUUACGUCCCCACCUUUGUUGGCUUCAAGUUCUGCCCCGAAAAAUACCCGAAGAUCACAGCUUUCCGAGAGAAAAUGGCGACAUUUGCGAAUAACGAAGAGCUGUCAGCUCAAAUUGCUGAAUGUAUGAAAGCAAUGAUGGCUGCUGAAGAGAAAUCCGAAUGA